This is a messenger RNA of Lachancea lanzarotensis, 1086 nucleotides long. RefSeq names its product LALA0S05e08196g1_1. The coding region runs from base 1 to 1086 and encodes 361 amino acids. The record is from RefSeq and is a predicted model, not a curated record. Gene Ontology annotation, cellular component: cytoplasm. Gene Ontology annotation, molecular function: oxidoreductase activity. Lineage: Eukaryota; Fungi; Ascomycota; Saccharomycetes; Saccharomycetales; Saccharomycetaceae. The transcript has a single exon.
AUGUCUUCCCAAUCUGAAAAGCCUUCCUGUCUGGUCAUUGGUGCUGGAGGAGUAGGUGUCAUCACAACCUACUCUUUAUUUAACGCUGGACUGAGUGAAGUGUCACUGGUAGUCCGCUCUGAUUAUGAUCAUGUUGUGGAACAUGGCUACUCAAUUGAUUCCUGUGACUACGGAAUCGUUGAAAACUGGAAACCUCACCAUUUGUUCCGUACGGCAACUGACGCUGCCAAAUCUGGAUAUUUCUUCGAUUACAUUGUCGUCACUGUGAAAAAUAUCCCAGAUGGCCCUAAAAGCGGGACAGUUCACGAAAUCGUGCGUCCCGUAAUAUUGUCUAACCACCAAAUAAACGCAGCACGUACCACCAGCGUCGUGCUAAUUCAAAAUGGACUGGACAUCGAAAAAGAGCUCUUCGAGCAUUUUGACCCAAACCACUACAAACUCGCCCUCCUUUCGGGUGUGCAACUGAUUGGUUCUACAAAAGUGAGUACCGGGAAAGUGGUUCAGAUCGGUCAGGAUAGAUUAAGCGUGUCGCCGUUCGAUUCAAAAGAUGAAGCUGCCCUUGAACAAGCAAAAUUGUUUGCUUCCAUCUACUCCAACGAAGGCCAAAAUGAAGUCAAGUUUGAGAACAACGCACGUCAUACGCGUUGGAAGAAACUGCUAUACAAUGCUGUUGUCAACACAACUACGGCACUUGCUCAACUUGAUGCUACUAGAUGUUUGAAGCUUUCGAAAAAUGGCACAAGUACAGAGCAAAACCUGUGGGUACCUGGAAUGAUGGAGAUCAUAGCCAUUGCCGCUAGUGAGGGAGUUGUCGUCGAACCCAGAGAAAUGGAUUUCUUUCUCAAUUUCACGAAGACUUACAUCUAUAAACCGUCUAUGUGUGUCGAUUAUGAAAAAGGUCAGCUUAUGGAACUCGAAGUCAUUCUUGGUAAUCCUUUGAAGAUAGCCGAGAAGAACGGGGUUCCCGCUCCCACUUUGUUUGUUAUCUACCAAUUAAUGACAAUAUUACAGGGAAAGACCAAAGAACGUCGGGGUCUGAUUCGCUUCAACGAGACAACUAAAGAAGUCGAAACUGUUGUCGAAUAA